AUGUACAGGUAUGGAUCAAAUGGUGAAACAGAUGAUAUGUUGGAAUUUGAUGCUACUUUUGAUUUAACACAAGACUCCGCUUUAUUAGACCUUGAUGAUGAUUUUUUGUGUGUCCCGGUUGGAAAGGAAGCCACAAAACUGUCUACUUUUGAGGGUUUGGUUGCAAGAACAAUGGUUCCCAUAACCUAUGAGUCUUGGCUGGAAGUUAGUGAAGAAGUAAGGGAAGGGUUAUGGCAAUAUGUUUUGAUGCAAGAAACCGGCAAGACGGAAGAGGAUAUUGAUAGGACACUGUUGUGGAAACAAGCAAGAGAGUUGAAGACAGGAGGAUACGAAUCAGAUGUCAACAUGAUUGUUGAUAAAAUUGAUGAGCUGCAGAAAUCUGGAAGCUUUGGAGAGGUUACAUGUGGAACACAUGAUGUGCUUACAGAGGCCUUGGGUACUCAGGAACAACGUAGGCGUGUACGAGGGAUGGGUAAAUUUAUAACGCCACAGCAAUACUUUUAUUUACCCAAGAAUGUUAAGUAUUACUUGGAGAUUGAGAACGAGAGGGUGGAUAAACGAAUCAACAAACUUGAAGAUGACUUGGAGAAACUAAAAAGAGGUGUACUUAAUGUUUCUGAAGCCGCAAGUUGCCAAGUAGGGGGCGUCAUUGAAGAUGUUGAAAAAGAACCACGGGAUGAAUCACUUGGAAAAGUGGUGGGGAAACCUGUGAAGAAACAUGCAACACCAGUGAAGGAAGGUGCAACACCUUUAAAAGAAGAAAUAAGAAGUAAUAAGAAAGAAAAAGGGACAGGAAAAAUGGUUGAUGAACAAAAAGAACCAUGUGAUGUGGAAGAAGUGGAUGAUAUGGAAGAAGGGAAUGGAAUAGAAAAGAAGAUUAAAAAGAAGGAGAAACAAAAUGUGACCUUGCAAAGAAGAUGGACCAGAGCACAGAUGAAGACAAGGAUAAGGAUUGAGAAGAGUAGUAUUUUGAAAAUGACUGCAAUGAUGGCUGAUGGACAAGUUACAAAGGUUGAUUCUAUAAUAGUGCAGAGUGAGAACGAUCUUUUUGGGUACGAUAGUUACACGUACUUAACUUGGGAUGAUUUUGAAGCAGUUCUUACAAUGGAUGAGCUGACUGGUGCUGUUAUUGUGUCUUAUAUGAUGGUGUUGUUUAACAAAAUGAAGUAUGGCUCCCCAGAAAGAGAUCAUGGAAUUUGCUUUGUGAACCCGGCAUUAAUCUCGCCAAGUACGCGUAAAGGGAAGUCUAAGAAUAUUGACGAUGCAAGCAGAGGUUUAGCAGAUCGGUUGUCUAAAAGAAAGGGCAAUGACAUCAUCUUUAUUCCCUACAAUCCCGGACAUGAAUCAGAUAAUUGCUAUUAUCUUGAUUCCUUGAGUUCUGGCAAUUUCAAUAUGCAGUUGAAGCAAAUUGUUGAUUCGGCAAUGGUUCUGUACGCUACACAAAGUGGAUCCAACAAAAGGGUUAAACUAAAUUGGGUUAAUGUUACGCGUCCAGUUCAGCCCGGAGCUACCGAAUGUGGCUGCUACAUGCUAAGGUUCAUGAAGGAGAUAGUGGAAGAAGGAAUUGAAGUGUUGGUCAAAGACAAUAUCGGGGAUGGAAAAGUUGAGUACACAACUGAUGAUAUCGAUGAGAUACGUGAAGAAUGGUCAGAGUUUGUUACAGGCUUCAUUUAUCGAUGA
Lactuca virosa is the source of this 1680-nucleotide messenger RNA. NCBI's taxonomy places the organism in Eukaryota, Viridiplantae, Streptophyta, Magnoliopsida, Asterales, Asteraceae. The record is from the annotation of a GenBank genome assembly.